Chenopodium quinoa (quinoa) is the source of this 627-nucleotide messenger RNA. RefSeq lists its product as uncharacterized. The transcript has 2 exons. The record is from RefSeq and is a predicted model, not a curated record. Lineage: Eukaryota; Viridiplantae; Streptophyta; Magnoliopsida; Caryophyllales; Amaranthaceae. The coding region runs from base 1 to 627 and encodes 208 amino acids.
AUGAAAGCAUAUUUUAUAGUGCUCAUAGUUUUAGGCUGCCUUGUUGCUCUAAUCCUGUACAUGUUUCUGAGAAUAAGAUGUGAAAAAAGGGAACGAAAAAUCUCCAAUACUUCGCAGGAAAGUACUGCUUCAGGCUCAGCAAAUGGUGAUGUCGAAAUUGGCAAAGGAAAAAGAACAAAUAGUGUAAAAGAUGGUGAUAUGGUCAUUUUAGCAGGAGAUGGUGCUGUUGUUGAGGCUAUAGCCAAUAUAGGUACUAAUAUUGUUACCCAAAACAAUGAUUUUGGAUGUUUUGGCUGCGGCGGUGAUGGUGGAGGAUGUGGUGGAGGAUGCGGAAAGAAAAAGGAGGUCAAAAACUUACCGUCGCAGAGAUCCGUUACUGCUGCAAAUGGUGAUGUUGAGAUUGGCGGAGGAAAAGGAAUUAGUAGAAGUGUAAACAAUGGUAAUAUGGUCAUUUUAGCAGGAGAUGGUGGCCGUGUUUUGGCUCCUGCUGCUGUUGUAGCCAGCACAUCAAGUAAUGGCAACUUUGGUAGCAGUGGUGGUGGCGGUUGCGGCGGUGGUGGGGAUGGUGGUGAUGAUGGGGGUUGUGGUGGUGGUGGUUGCGGCGGAUGUGAUGGUUGUGGUGGCUGA